Cephus cinctus (wheat stem sawfly) is the source of this 1125-nucleotide messenger RNA. RefSeq names its product ras-related protein Rab-34 (gene RabX5). The coding region runs from base 221 to 1021 and encodes 266 amino acids. The record is from RefSeq and is a predicted model, not a curated record. The transcript is spliced from 7 exons. Gene Ontology annotation, molecular function: GTP binding; GTPase activity. NCBI's taxonomy places the organism in Eukaryota, Metazoa, Arthropoda, Insecta, Hymenoptera, Cephidae.
CCAGCAACGAAUGUUUUUGUUCGUAACUCAGAAAUCAUCAGGAUUUUCUCUCAGUAUCUAAUACAGUAUCCUCCAGUUCCUUUAUAUAACUUUAUGCGACUUGACUACAUCGUUUACAUUAUCGUUUGCAUACUUGCGCCUGAUUAUUUUUCUCCUGUUAUUGCAUAACAAGCAAGUGAAAAUUAAAAAUUGCUCACAAGAGGUGCCGCAUUAGAGUUUUAUGUUAGAAACUCGCUCGGCCGUUUACAAAAUGAUGAAGAACGUCGCUCACGAGGAACGUCAGAUAAAAUACUGGCCGCCUCCUUUUGCAUCCGACAUGACGCCUUAUCGUGAAAGAGAUUUUGAUGGUAAUGUCAGAAAAGUUUGUUUGUCCAAAAGUCUCGUACCUAGAAUAUCAAAGGCGAUCGUCCUCGGUGACGUUGCCGUCGGCAAAACGUCUCUGGUUAAUCGAUUUUGUCACAAACUCUUUGACAACAAUUACAAGGCUACCAUAGGCGUGGAUUUUGAAGUGGAACGUUUUGACGUACUAGGUGUACCUUUUAAUUUACAAAUAUGGGAUACUGCUGGUCAAGAACGAUUUAAAUGUAUAGCUGCAUCUUAUUACAGAGGAGCAAACAUUAUUGUCAUUGUUUUCGAUUUGGGCAGUCUUAUGUCAUUGUCCCAUUCCCAACAAUGGCUUGCUGAAGCAGAAAGAAGUAAUGUAGGAUUUUAUCAUAUCUUUUUAGUGGGAACCAAAAGAGACCUCUUAUCCAAUAAGGUUUACGAAGUUAUUGAGAAGAGAGCCAUAACGGUAGCUAAAACAAUAAAUGCAGAAUACUGGGCAGUGUCUUCCAGAACAGGUGACGGUGUGCCAGAAUUAUUUGCAAGAAUGGCAUCAUUAUCAUUCAACGCUACUAUUAUACGAGAAUUACAAACAUCUGCUACUGAACAAAUAACCGUGGGCUCUGAUCUCGUUACUCUAAAGAAUCAAAAGGAACUUCCAGAGAAGAAGAAAUUAAAAUGCAAUGGCUGUACCGUAUAAAAAUAACAAUAUACAGCAAGUUACGCACAUAUAUGAGCAUUUGCAAUCUUUGUACUAAAUAUCGAAUAAGCUGAAUAUGAAAAGUGAGCCAAAAGUGCCAUAAA